AUGCCUGGAAUCCUCCCUAUGAAGGUCAUCAAGGUGGGCUCUAGCUCCCAGAGCCGCAUCGCCCAGGCCUGCGAUCGCUGCCGCAGCAAGAAGAUCCGCUGCGAUGGCAUCCGGCCCUGCUGCUCUCAGUGCGCCAAUGUCGGCUUCGAAUGCCGGACAAGCGAUAAGCUCAGCCGGCGCGCCUUCCCUCGAGGCUAUACCGAGUCGCUGGAGGAGCGGGUGCGCACCUUGGAGGCUGAGGUGAAGGAGCUGAAGGACCUGCUGGAUGAGAAGGACGAGAAGAUCGACAUGUUGUCGAAGAUGCGCUCGAACCGGAGACCUUCCAUGUCUUCGGCAACGCCCUCUCCCCGGAUGGAGAACCCGAAGGAACCGUCUGCUACGCCCCCGAAGGAGGAUGUAUUCAGGGUUCAAGCUUCCCCGGUCUUGCUGGGACCGGAAAACGCGGACUCGGGCUCGUACUUCGUGGGUGCAUCAAGUGGGAGAGCUUUUGUCGAUACCUUCAAGCAUAGAAUCCAGGAGAGUGGGAAGUCGGUCACGGGAUUGAACACCGGAGCGCUUCUUAAUGUCCAGAGCGGGACAGCUGCCUCUCCGGCUCAGACUCCAAACCCUUCAACAGCGCCUCCACGUAUGUUUUCCGAUAGGUGUGUUAAUGUAUUCUUCCAGGAGUGGGCUCCUCUCUUCCCCGUGCUUCAUAAACCUAGCUUUUUGCGUUUGUAUGAAGAGUACAUGUCGAAUCCGGACCAGAUGACGGAUCCCCACAAGUUAGCGCAACUCCAUCUCGUAUUUGGAAUUGCGGGGCUUUCCAGCGAUAUGCCGGAGCGGGAUCAGAUUGCCCUGUGUGAGAAUCAAUGGCGCGCCUCUCUCGAAGCUGUCCUUAUGGACAACACCCUUGUGACCCUUCAGUGCCUAAUCCUUGCUCUGCUCUACUGUAUCUCCAAGGCCGAUUACAAUCGAUUACAACACUACAAGGGAAUUGCUGUUGCACUCUCUCAUCGACUCGGCUUGCACCAAAAUCAGAAACGCUUCUCCUUUGGCGCUUUGACCAUCGAGACGCGGAAGAAAGUGUUUUGGACUCUCUAUACUGUGGACUGCUUUUCCGCAGCUCUACUGGGUCUCCCAAAAUUACUUAAGGAGGAAGAUAUCCAUGCUGAAUACCCCUCCGAUGCAGAUGAUGAGUAUGUUACCGAGAAGGGUUUCCAACCUACACUUCCUGGCGAAUGCACUAAAAUUUCAAGUGCUCUGGCUCUCUUCCGCGUGUCACGAAUUCUCUCGAAAGUCCUGGACCAGAACUAUCCCGCAGCGGCGACCCAUGACCUGUCUUUGCAAUCCCUAAUUUCUCUGGAGAACGAGCUGAACGAAUGGGCCAAUGUCCUUCCGGCACAUCUCAAGCUCACAUUCGUUCAAGAUAAGCCAUCAACGGAUAUCACUGGAAACCGUUCCGCAUUAUUGUCCCUUGCAUACUACUAUAUUCGUUCCCUGAUUCACCGUCCUGCGGUCGGUUCAAGCUUAGGCAGCAAAUCUUCCCCGUCUGUGAUUUCCCUUGCCGAUUCUAGUAAACACAUCAUCCAAAUUGUGCAACUUCUGGAUGAGAGAAACAUGUCAUUUUCGUUCUGUCUUAACAGGAAUGAAAUGCUCACGCUUUGUGGUUUGAGUCUCUUGUACCAGAGCUUGGAUCUGAAACAAGAGGGCAAACUUAUGCAAGAUGGUCAUCGGUUGGUCCUCGUUGUUAUCAAGUACCUUGAGAAUUCUAAAGCACCUGGAGCAGCCGACUUCAAGAGACUCGCAGCGUCUAUGAUCAAUCUAGAUGGCCAAUCCAAGCCCACUAAUGGCCGAGAGAAUACCCUGUCAGCUCCAUCAAGCGCAAAGUCUACUCCAUCACCUUCUUCAGCCCCGAAGCAGCUGCAGCCUCAAUUUCAGGGGCAUGCAUGCGCCAACAUGAUCGAAAUCAAUAACAUGUCGCAGCAGGAGAAGCUCAGACGGGCUACUCUGCCAGACAUCGCGGUUCAAUCUCCCGGGAGUCAACAGUACGGACGUACAUCUUUGGACUCGGCGCGACCCGAAUCGCCGAUGUAUAAAUCCCAUCCUCAGUUACCGACAUUGUUGAAAGCACGAGCGAUCAAAAACCCUAAACUGCCAAAUCUCGACUACCUCUCACUCAACAACACUCCCGUAUCGUCGCAACCUCAAUCACCUGUUCCAGGGCGAUCGAGUCUUCCCGCACAGAACUCGCACGGCUCUCUAUUCCCUACCUCUGCUUACACUGGCCCGAAACCAAACCCAGUACCGACAGAAUGGGAGGUUCUGCUAGGUUCCUUUGAUGACCGCCAUCUAUACGAUGCCAUCUACGGUGGUGGGCCAGCUACAGUCCCCCCGUCGACAGACGAGACCCAUCCCUCAAAGCCAGAUAACUGGGUUCCAGAUUCAUGGGAUUAUACUCCAGUAAUGGUGGACGAUUUCACAAAUGCUAAUGCUCCACGGAGCGUACUGUCCUUUUCAGAAGAGAGCUUAAGUUCGGGCGAGGAGCUUUCGGCGAACGAGAUGGGACUACCCGAUACUGUCCCUGAUUACAAGAAUCCUCCUAUAAUACCUGGAACAGCGACGUCGGGUGAUGGGUAUGCCUACCUCCUUGACGGCUUAGACGGGGGCAACUUCGGCUUAUGA
Molecule: messenger RNA, 2661 nt
Organism: Amorphotheca resinae ATCC 22711
Lineage: Eukaryota; Fungi; Ascomycota; Leotiomycetes; Helotiales; Amorphothecaceae
Exons: 4
Coding region: 1-2661 (886 amino acids)
Biological process (GO): DNA-templated transcription; regulation of DNA-templated transcription
Molecular function (GO): zinc ion binding; DNA binding; DNA-binding transcription factor activity, RNA polymerase II-specific
Source: RefSeq, a predicted model, not a curated record